UUUUGGGAUUGGAUUAUGACAUUACCUAAAUUAAGGGUUAAAUUAGAGCGUGUGCUAGGCUUAACUGUAUCAUGCAAUGCAGCUCUUGACUGUGAUCCAAUAACCAGUAUUGUUGCUUAUCCUGCAGGGUGCGUAAUUGUUCUCUACAAUGUUCGGAAAAAUAGGCAAUGCCAUAUUCUUAGUGCUUCCAAGAAAACCAUUACAUGUUUGGCAUUCUCCUGGGAUGGAAAAUACUUAGUUACUGGAGAAUGUGGUCAUCAGCCACAUGUUCGUGUAUGGGAUGUGCAAGAUUGUAACCAAGUUGCAGAAUUUUCUGGUCAUAAAUAUGGAAUUAAUUGUGUUGCAUUUUCACCUAAUUUGAAAUACGUAGUGUCUGUAGGAACCCAACAUGACAUGAUUGUUAAUGUAUGGGAAUGGAAAUCAAAUGUCAAGAUAGCUUCAAAUAAAGUUUCUUGUAAAGUUAAAGCCAUAUCAUUUGCAUCAAGUGGAAAUUACUUUGUUACAGUAGGAAACAGACAUGUCAAAUUUUGGUAUUUAGAAUAUUCACGCUCAACAAAGUAUAAACUUGAACCAGUUCCACUAAUGGGAAGAUCAGCAAUAUUAGGAGAUCAGAGAAAUAAUUAUUUCUGUGAUGUCUCAUGUGGACGAGGUGACAUGGCAGAUAGCACCUAUGCAAUUACUAAAUCUGGAUUGUUAUGUGAAUUUAAUAGUAGACGGUUACUUGACAAAUGGGUUGAACUUAGGACUUCUAGUGCCAACUGUAUAUCUGUAGGAAAAGACUAUAUUUUUAUAGGAUGUGCCGAAGGAGUUGUGAGGUGCUUUAAUCCUUUUAAUCUUCAAUUUUUAUGUACUCUUCCUCGUCCUCAUUAUUUAGGAAUAGAUAUUGAUAAAGGAUUGCAUGGAAGACAAUUAAAUCCACCCACAUCUGGUGCAAGAUUUCCCAAUGCUAUAGCAAUUUCUUUGGAUGAAAAAAAUAAAAAGGUUACUUGUAUAUAUAAUGAUCACAGCAUGUAUAUUUGGGAUAUAAAGGAUAUGAAAAAAAUUGGGAAAAUUCAAUCAUUCCUUUAUCACAGUGCAUGUAUUUGGGGAGUAGAAACUUAUCCAGAUGUUUCCUCAACUUCCAAAAACGUUCUUCCCAAAGGAACAUUUCUUACAUGCUCUAGUGAUGAUACAAUAAGAAUAUGGAAUUUUGAAAAUAAUUUAAGUCCCGAAACAUUUUAUCAACGUAAUAUUUAUAGUUUUGAUUUGCUUAAAAUGAUAUAUACAGAUUCGGAAUUAACAUAUUUAUGUGAUACAGAUUUCAGUCCUUCUGGAAGCAAUGAUAAAGUUGAUACAACAUAUGAUGGAAAAAAUGGUGUGAGAUGUUUACGAAUAAGUCCGGAUGGACAACAUUUGGCAGCUGGAGAUCGUUCAGGAAAUAUAAGGUUUGUUGAUUAAUGGUAUCUAUCAGAAUGUAGAUACCAUUGUUUCUCAAAAUGUACUUUAAGAGCCAUUAAUAAUUAAGAAGU
This is a messenger RNA of Centruroides sculpturatus (bark scorpion), 1508 nucleotides long. RefSeq names its product mitogen-activated protein kinase-binding protein 1-like. NCBI's taxonomy places the organism in Eukaryota, Metazoa, Arthropoda, Arachnida, Scorpiones, Buthidae. Bases 16 to 1437 code for a protein of 473 amino acids. Gene Ontology annotation, molecular function: protein binding. The record is from RefSeq and is a predicted model, not a curated record. The transcript has 13 exons.